AAGAGGACAUACAUUUCCCCCAAUUUGAUUGAUAUCUAAGUGAGCAAAAAUCAUCAACCGAAGCGAGGCAUUGGGUAAACAGAAAGAGGAAGAAGGAGGAGGAGGAUUUCUUUCCUUCUUUGUUAGUUCUUUUUCUUCGCUCUUUCUUGUUCUAAUCAACCUCAUCAGUAUCGUAUUCCAAUCCAUGAGGAAACUGUGUCCAAAUCUUGACGAUGCGGAAGGGUUGGAGACGGUGCUGGAGGUCCCCAUUCCAGAGGAGAUGCUCACCGCUUUGGGCAGCAAUGGCUUCAAUCGCUGGCAUACACUCCGAGCUCUCAUGAAUUCUCCCUCUUCUGAUAUGUCUUCCCAUCUCUCUGCUCCUUCUUACAAUGAAUUCAUGGUUUUGCUUAAGCUCGUUGGUGCCCCUCUUAUUCCUCUCCCCGUUCAAUCCGAUAACACUCUCACUCGCCCCCUCAAAGAUUGUUCCAUCAGAGAUUCCACGGCAAAAUACAUAGUUCAGCAGUAUGUUGCUGCCACUGGAGGACAUUCCGCAUUGAACUCAGUGAAAAGUAUGUAUGCAAUGGGGCAAGUGCGAAUAUGUGGGUCGGAGAUGCGUCCCGACGAAGAAAUCUUUCACCCAACAGGCAGGCGUGAAGCCGGAGGCUUUGUGCUCUGGCAAAAGAACCCAGAUUUGUGGUGCAUAGAAUUGGUUGUUUCUGGUUUCAAGGUUAGUGCAGGCAGUGAUGGCAAGCUAGCGUGGAACCAGUCUUCCUCUCAACCUUUUCAGGCCAACAAAGGCCCUCCAAGACCCCUUCGCCGCUUCUUUCAGGGGCUGGACCCAAGGUGUAUAGCUAACUUGUUCCUAGACGCUGAAUGUGUAGGAGAGAACACCAUUAACGACGAAGUUUGUUUCAUUCUCAAGUUGCAAACAGACCAACAAAUCCUCCAAGCACAAUGCACAUCCCACACAGAAAUCGUAAUGCACUCAGUGUUGGGAUACUUCAGCCAACGCACGGGGCUGCUUGUGAAAUUUGAGGACACCAAGUUGGUGAAAAUGAAACCAGUCAAAGGAAAAGAGUCUGUGUUUUGGGAAACAACCAUAGAGUCUACCAUUGAAGAUUAUAGAUACGUUGAUGGCAUUAACAUUGCACAUGGAGGGAAGACAAUUGCAACACUUCAUAGGUAUGGUGCAGCACACCAUCACAAGAGGAUGAUUGAGGAGGUAUGGACCAUUGAAGAGGUUGAUUUUAACGUAAUUGGUUUGUCCAAUGAUUGCUUUUUGCCACCCUCUGAUAUUGACAGAGAACAUGAUGGUGCAGAUAACAUGAAUUAGGAUUUUGAUGAAUAUAGGAAACUGUAGAUAGUACAUAGACAAGUAUAGAGGAAAUAUAUGAAGUGUGUUUCAUGCUUUUUUCUAUGCUUGGGAAGUUCCGUGAUUCAUUUCUUCACGGGAACUUUGUAUGAGAGGAAAAAACAAGUGUAUCCUGCUUGAAAAUGUUUCAGUUGGGUUCACGAUAUUUUUU
Arachis ipaensis is the source of this 1502-nucleotide messenger RNA. RefSeq lists its product as uncharacterized. The record is from RefSeq and is a predicted model, not a curated record. NCBI's taxonomy places the organism in Eukaryota, Viridiplantae, Streptophyta, Magnoliopsida, Fabales, Fabaceae.